Molecule: messenger RNA, 4277 nt
Organism: Diachasmimorpha longicaudata
Lineage: Eukaryota; Metazoa; Arthropoda; Insecta; Hymenoptera; Braconidae
Exons: 7
Coding region: 1241-2701 (486 amino acids)
Source: RefSeq, a predicted model, not a curated record
UCUCUCAUAAUUGUAUUAAAUUGUCCGUUGGUGUGGCCGUUGGCGAUGGAAAAUAUCGGAAUUUUUUUUUCCCGGAAUUACCGACGAUUUUUGACGCAACGUAAUCGUGAUUAAUCGAGGGGACGGGCUUGGAACAACAGAAAAUCGUGAAUUUAAGUGAUCGGAGUGGUGUCUCGACACUCGGGUGAAACACGUAGUUUCAUCCUCGACUUUGAUGGAUUGUGUGGCGUCUGGGAGGCGCCAUCGAGAGUUAUUCCACUCGUUUAGUGUGGGACAUUGGCGGAUGACGAAUGCCCUUCGGGCCAAUAAUUUUUAUCGGGACAGACAAUAUAUGCGUGGGGAUCGAGGGGGGAGGGGGGAUUGUUAAUCUCGGAAGUAUACACGUGUAGUGGUCUGUCAAUGGGGGACGAACAAUUUUUUAAUUGUCCGGGGAGUUUUGCGAAAUUGUCCGGAAGAAUUGUUUUGCUGAAUCUGAGGAGAAAAAUUGUUGGGUUUUUUUUUUGUCUGUUGACAGAUGUUAAAUAAAUUGUAGAUAUGCAGGUGAGGGCUGUCGGGGGUGAGUCGAUCGUUUGAUGAUUUUUUUUUUCAUUUUUUAGUCGAGAUAACUGUCUUUAUUUAUUUAUAAGAGUCAGAGCUGCGGGUGAGGGGCCUUCAGGAUAUUCUAAUUUGUUUACUGGCGGAAGGACAAUAAUGUCGAAUGUCCAAUCCGAGGGGUGAAAUUUUAUUACUAUUUUUAUUAAACUAAUGCAAUUGUUAUUGGAUAUUUCUCUCCGCGUGGAUUUCGCUCUGAUUUUUCCUGGACUUCCUCGCCGCAUGUGAGAGUGACCUCGAGUGGAGACGGAGAAAUUUAGGGACUAAUUGGGAGGAACGUGAACAAGGGAUACUCCGGUGUAUCCUAUCGACGUGCUUUGAAUACCAACAAUAAAUCGAUAUGUAAGGCUCGGGGGCCAGAAAAAUGCGGCCGACAAAUUAUCAAUUCCCUGGAAAGAAUGCGCGAGUUUUUUUUUAUCGCGUGGAGAUAUUAAUAGAAUGAUGGACUGGAAAGGGGGAUCACUCGUUCUAUUUUUAACCGAAAUGCGGGUUUUGUUUGAAGUCGGAGAUUUUUCGGGAUUUUCGGAAAUCACGACGGGCGUUACCCUUGUUUUGACACGAAAAAGCUGCGGGGAAAUUGUGAGAGGAACCUCACAAUUUUCUUUUGUGUUUGGGGAACUGACAGCUGGUGACUAAGUGUCCAAAAGCAAUGAUGGAUGAUGACGAUCAGGAAGAGCUGCGCUGUGCCGUCAGUGACGUGGAAAUCGAGGAGUACACGGACACCGAGGAAUCACCAUACGGUGGUUAUCAGCCAAUGGACAAAUUGUUUGACACUGACCAGCCGUGUUGGCAAAAAUUCGGUUUUCUGACGACACUUGUCAUCCUCGUUGCCUCAAUUACAACGUCGAUCAUCACCUUCCCCCUGUACCUGGAGAGCGUUAGUGCAGCUGCAAAUGCAUAUUCUGGUCUCCUGUUCAUCGGAUUCUUCUCUACGUGUAUCCUCAGCGUGAUCUGUUUUAUGGUGGAGAGAAUUUCUCCACCACCUGCCCUCAUUCCUAACAGUAUGAGGAUAAAAAUUGCAAGAUGUAGCAUGGUGAAGAUAAGUGGAAUAUACGCGUUAUCUGGCAUCCUAGCAACUCUCUCCCUGGAUCAAAAUCGAGUGCUCUGCCAUCUCCAGGAUCCCAUCAAAGGGAUUACCCUCGUUUUCUCCCUGGUUUACUAUUUUUUCUUCUGUCGUAAAAUGAUGAGCCUCCAACGGAUAUUCUCCAGCACGACAAUCAUCGUGGGACUGUUUAUUAGUGUCGACUAUGGUCUCUGCGAUGAGUUCAGGUGCAGGGGGAGGGAGGUCUCUGGGCACACUGUUAAGAUGAGGGGACCCUGGGGAGCCAGAGCUAUUUGGACACUCGUCUACGUCGGGGCACUUGCACUCUUCGCCAUGUUCUUCACUCUGCUUGAACUCCAUUUCACUACGGGGCAACAGAAUAUCUGCAGACUCUCUACAACUCAGCAGAAUUCCUUCCUCUACACAGUGUCAAGAUUGGUAUCAUCACGCGAUAUCAGACGGAGAGGAUCGGAGGAGGAGGGUGGUCGUUUACUCCACGUAACCGAUCCAGACCCAACGAUAAAGCAAAAACAUUUUCCCAAACCCCCGGUGCUCAACAGCCUACUCCAGAUACAUGCCAUUGCACUGGUAGUCAUCGUGGCAUUCAGUUGGAUCGAUACACUUCCCGGAAUUGGCAGGGGAUUACCGCCGAAGAAUUUAUUAGAGACUCUCCAGCACGGGUUCAAGUGUCACUUCUGGGGCGGCUCCACUUGCUCAAAUGUCGCCGGGCACGGAUGGAUUUUUCUCCUCGCUUACGUUACUUUCAUUAUAUCCGCUGUCAAUUUUCUGUCAAUGUGCGAGAGCGCAGUCUUCACUGUUGCUGCCACCACUAUUUCAUUGCCUCUAUCCGGGAUUUGGUGGAGUAUUUAUAGGAUGGAUGUGGGAAUUAACACAGCAUCAAUAUCCUGGUCACCAGGUGUCACAGGUGAGCUGAUCUGCGCCCUCCUGGGCCUCCCCGUGGUCCUCCUGGGUCUGGGGCUCCUCAUCAGGUCCCACUUCAGGGACACCCAGCCGUCUUAUCAAACAAUUCCACCCCCCGACUUGCAUCGGGACAUAUGCCAAAGAUGAAUCGCCAAUAAAAAUUGUUAAUCCAUCCUAAUUAGUCCAGUGCUUGUGCAUCAUCAUAAUUUGCAUAGAAGAGAAUCCGAAGCCAUAGUGAUGCAAUCAGCAAGCGUACUGCUCCGUUACAGAUGCCGUUCCACGUCGAUAAAGAUAAAAAAAUGUUUAAUAAUUAUUACGUCAUGCCAAGAGAACAUUCACCGAGCCAAAUGAUUGUCAAUUCGUAUAUUGUUGCCAUAGCUAACUAGUCUUCCUGCAAAGUACCCCUUAUGAUUUUUAUAUUCUUGGGAGAAUUGAGGAGGAAGGGGGUAAAUUGUGACUCCAGAAAAAUUAUUUAUGUGACGCAAACGAAUGGAUUUAUUUAAAAAGAAAAUAAGAUUUUCUCUCAAUCGCAGAAGAUGGAAAAUAAUGCAAACCAGUGAAUUACUUAUAAAUAUUGAAAGAAAUAAUUAAAUUGCAAAAUAUGGGGUUGUAGCCGAAGCCCCUGGUUUCUGGAUGCAGGGUCCUAUUUUUUUAUUCAUUGAAUGUUGAUUAAUGGAAUAAAUAAUUGAUCACGACAAUAUUAUUGGAGCACGACAUGAUCCAGGAAUCAAUCCGAACCAUAAAAUCGUCCAGAAAUUAGGGCCGACCCCACCCAGACGUGAUAUACCAUCUGGAAAAAUGUUACCCCUUCCCCAGAAGCUUGUGUUUCAUCAACAGCUCAAACUCUUCAGCGCAGACAGAGCCCUAAGAAAAAAAACUAACUCAAUGUAUAGUAGUUUUAUAGAUAAUUCGCAGGAGGAAAUUUUUUAUUUACCGAUUUGUCAAUGUUUCUAUUUACUCGGAUAAUGAAUAAUCCAUGAACAAGGUAGUUUGCUUUGACGAAGUGUCCGAGUACGAGAAUAGAAUUCAGUAUUAAUAAGUGUAAGGAAUUAGAAGCGCAAAGUCUAAGUGCUCAUGAAAAAGUCCAUUGACACAAUGAAGAAGUGUUGAAAAGAUAGUAAAGAUCGUAGUAAUUAUUUUUUAUCAUUUUUGGAUGUGAAAUUUAUUAACGUACCUACUGGCAAGUUUUAUCUCGUCUACUUUACAAUUUAUCCUCUAGUGAUGUUAAUUUAACGUAUAUAUAUGUGCCAUUUUAGUGUUUUAAUAAUCAAUGGUGACAAGAAAAAGGAUAACUAACUGUUAAUCAAUAAAUAAUCGUAAAUCUAAGGCAGGAAAUGAAGACAAUGUUCCACUAAUUCGUUGAAAGUCAGUCAUUAUUACCAGAGCCAGAAACGUCCAUGUUUUUAUAAUAAUAAAGCCAUUAACAAUAAAUAAUAAUCCUCGUAGACAGACGUACGUGUAGACCCAGUGGUGCGACUGAAACUAAUCAACAAAAAUACUGAAAUAAAUCACAAGCUAAAAUUAUGAAAUCAUUACAACGAUUUGUUAGACGACUGUUGAUCGUUAAUGGUGAGAAAAAUUUUUUAUACUCGGUGUUACGGACAUGGAAAAUAACAAGGAAUUUCAAUAGAUUCUUUUUGUCGCUGUGUCUCCUCUUUGCCAAUCACCGAUAGGCGUAGAAAAACAGUGGAUAUUAUACAUAUGAAUAAACUUUUAGACGUGA